UUUUGUAGGGUUUGGUCUGUGAAGCUUGCACAAGGAAGAAUGCGAAAUGUGCGUCGGCGACCGCUCAAUCCAUCUGAUUUUCCGACGUUUGGAUCGGACUUGGAGAGUAGAAGGGUGCAGUGCCUGUCAUGCACGGACCGUUACUUUGCCAAAGAUGCUGGUACUUGCCGUGAUUGCUACGAUGAAGCGAGCGAGACAGAACAGGAGCUCAAACGCGAGAUCAACGAUCUUAAGGCCAAGUUAGGGUUCCUCCAAGUCUGGUCCUCAUCUGAUUCGUCGUCCUCUUCCACCCACCUAUAUCCGGAACGCUCCUCGUUCUGCUUCACUGACGUCGUUUUGGUCGCGGCAUCGGAGGUCUAUCCAAUCCCGAUCUAUGCUCAUAAGGCCGUCUUGGUAAGUCGUUCACCAGUUUUUAGAGCGAUGCUCAAAAACGAGAUGGCGGAGAGCUUAAGUGGGACAAUAAAGAUAAGUGAUGUGUCGCAUAAUGUUCUGGAGGUAUUUGUGAAUUAUCUGUACACUGCUAAUGCUGAACUUGAUGAGCAAAUGGCCUGUGACCUUCUUAUAAUGGCCGAAAAAUAUGAAGUAAAGCAUAUGAAGGAUUCUUGUGAGAAUUUCAUACUUUCUCGAUUGAAUUGGGACAACUCGCUUUCUAGCCUUGUCUUCGCCCACCAGCAUAACGCAAAGGGGUUGUUUGAUGCAGCAUUGUUGGUCAUUGUUGAUAACAUUGACAAGCUAAAUAAGAAAGAUGAGUAUAUGGAGCUAGUCGAGAAGGAGCCAAUGCUGGUCGUGGAAAUCUUUGAAGCUUAUCUCUCAAAUCAGAAGAAUACUGCUCAAUCCAAAUCAGGCCUACAAUUGAUCAUGACCAAUUUAAUAUUUGUAUGAGAUAGACGAGAAAACGACGCUUUCAGAGUACUCUGACCUCUCAACAACUUUGGAAGGAGAUUAAAGCAAGAUAUGAAGGUAACAACGGUCCUACUGAAUAUAAACUCGAAGAAAGACAUUCAAACCGUCCAACAACUCAAUAUCGAUUAGAAAAAUACGACUCCAAGAUUAGGCUAUAUGGGAUGAACUGCUGCAUUUAGCACCACAUUGUAAGUGUUCCUGCGAUAAGACAGAAAUGGAAACCUGUGUUGGUUGUAAACUGGAAAGAGAAGUUCAUCAAGGUUAUGAGAAAAUAUCUUGCUCCUGUUCUUGACGGGGCUGGAUGAAUCACAUGAAACCUCAGGGAUCAAAUCUUGGUCAUGUAUCCACUGCCAUCAGUCUAUAAGACCUCCACUACGUUCUUGAACGUGGAGAAAAAGAGAACCAUAUUUGCAACAGAAUGAUCACCAUUCAACUAUGUAUGUAAAUGACAAUGCUAAUGGAGGUUCAAAGAGACUCAGAGCAGGAGUAGGAAGACAGAACAAUGUAGAGGACACUAAACUGUACAAAAACACUGUAUGCACACACUGUCGUUUGAUGGGUCACAUUAAAGAGCAGUUCAAGAUAUUGGGAUACCCAGAAUGGUGGAGAAACAGCAAGAAGAAAGCUGGAAUGAAGACGGGGUGUAUGCUGCAAAUACACCAUCUUAAUGAUGAUGAUGGAAUUGCAGAAAUUUCAUAAGGGGAAUACAAAGCUUUCAAGAAUUUCAUGAAGACAGUCAUGGAAAGCAAAGUCAAUGGUGCAGGGAGCUCCAAAGGUAAAGGAAUUGACUUCACAGCAGGUAUCUUCUAAUUGUCACUCUUUUAAUGUUUUUAUACUAAAUAUGGGCAUGAAUUAAUGGAAGGAUAUGUGGCUGAUAGAUUCAGGAGCUAAUAGCCACAUAUGCAAUGGUAUAAUUUCUUUGACACAAAUUAGGAAAAUCAAUAUCAGAGAAUUCUAUACUUAGCAGGUAGACUAACAAAUUUCUGAAAUAAGACAUCGUUAAAUGAAAAUUUGAUUCUAAAAGAUGUUUUACUUGCACAAGAUUUCAAAUAUAAUCUUAUACCAGUUACAAAAUUGGUUAAAGAUGAUAAACUGAAACUUGUUUCCUUGAAAAUGGUUGUGCAUUCCAGGCCCUUGUACAAUUGAACUUGGAAGGAGAAUAGGAGAUUUGUUUUUCUUUCCUGAAAAAAAUGUGUUGAUCAGACUACUGAAAAUUCUUUUUCUUUUCUUGAAUGUAAUAAAGUGCUCCUCA
Molecule: messenger RNA, 2155 nt
Organism: Impatiens glandulifera
Lineage: Eukaryota; Viridiplantae; Streptophyta; Magnoliopsida; Ericales; Balsaminaceae
Product: BTB/POZ domain-containing protein At4g08455
Exons: 3
Coding region: 40-882 (280 amino acids)
Biological process (GO): proteasome-mediated ubiquitin-dependent protein catabolic process; regulation of proteolysis
Cellular component (GO): cytoplasm
Molecular function (GO): ubiquitin protein ligase binding
Source: RefSeq, a predicted model, not a curated record